AUGAUCUUAGGCAAAGCAGCAAGAAAUUUUGGAAAACAUGUUGGUUUUUUCUCUGGUAAAAAUCAACCAUUAUUCAUAAAUUCAUCAAGAAGAUUUUAUUCAAAUGAAGCACCAAAAGAAGAAAAAAAAGUAAAUGAAGAAAAAAAAGUAAAUGAAGAAAAAAAGGCAGAAGAAAAAGAAAAAAAAGAAAAAACUGUUGAAGAUUUAGAGAAUGAAGAAGCUGAAGAAGCCAAAGAAGCUGAAAAGAAAAAGAAAAAGAGAUUUUUACCAGUUUUCCAUACAAUUGGUGCUGGUAUUGGUUUAACUGUUAUUGUUACUUCAGUUUUAGGUUAUUUAGCUUAUGAAUAUAAGAAGGAUAUUACUGAAGAAGAAAGAUAUAGAUUAAGUACUUUAGAACAACAUGUCUUAAAGGCCACAACUGGUUUAAGAGAUGGAUUUGAAAAUAUCUUUGCAAAUUUAAGUGAUAGAUCUGAAAUUUUCGAAUCUCUCUUUGGUCAAGCUAAAGUUCACAAAAUUUUACCACCACAACUUCCAGGAAGUAAAAAAUAUACAUUAGUUAUCGAAAUCGAUGCCCUCUGUGAACUUUCAAAAGCAUCUAAAUAUCCAGCUGUUUAUAAAAGAGCAGGUCUUGACUUUUUCUUAGAGAAUCUUAAAAAAGAUUUUGAUAUCUAUCUUUUCUUUAACGCAAAUAUUCCACAAAAUAAAAAUGAACAAAUUUACUUCAAAAUAGAUCCAAAUCAAAAUUACUUCGUUGGUCAACUCUAUGCUGAACAUGGCUUAAAAGAAAGAAAUCAAUUCUCUAAAAAGAUUGAAAUGUUAGAUAGAGAUCCAUCAAAAGUUAUCUUAAUUGAUGCCACCGCUCCAUACAAACAUCCAAAUGUAAUUAACGUUGGUAAAUUCCAUUCAAACUCAAAAGACACCAUUUUAAUUGAACUCUUACCAGUACUUUUAAAUUUACCAAAGAAUAAAGUUGCUGAUGUUAGACCAGAAAUCCAACACCUUCAAGAUCUCGAUAAGGCCCCAUUAUCUAGUUUACUUGGCCAAUAUAUGAAUGAAAAAAAUAUUAAUCCAAUUUUAAAGAAACUCAAACCAGAAAAUAAUUAA
This is a messenger RNA of Dictyostelium purpureum, 1104 nucleotides long. RefSeq lists its product as uncharacterized. The coding region runs from base 1 to 1104 and encodes 367 amino acids. Gene Ontology annotation, molecular function: phosphoprotein phosphatase activity. The transcript has 7 exons. The record is from RefSeq and is a predicted model, not a curated record. NCBI's taxonomy places the organism in Eukaryota, Evosea, Eumycetozoa, Dictyosteliales, Dictyosteliaceae.